Molecule: messenger RNA, 2103 nt
Organism: Ctenocephalides felis (cat flea)
Lineage: Eukaryota; Metazoa; Arthropoda; Insecta; Siphonaptera; Pulicidae
Exons: 5
Coding region: 1-2103 (700 amino acids)
Source: RefSeq, a predicted model, not a curated record
AUGCAUACUGUAUCUCAACCAGAAACAUUGUCUGGUGUAACAAGAUGGUUUUCCUUGGUCAGCGACAAAGGUGACGCCGUUGCAGCAGUGCACACGACGCUGAUGCAGUUGGUUCGAGAACGAGUUUACAAAUUUGUUUCAACUGAACCUUUUGCAGCCUACUCGGAAACGCUCGCAGGUCGAGCGCAAUAUAUCCGAGGAAUGGCACGAGCUGGUCAAGUCUACAGAUUAUUAGCUGUUUUCCAAGACGGGGCUGGUGAUUCCAGUAACGGAAAUAAUAAAGAUGGAAAAGGCCAAUAUGCACAACUUUUAGGAGACAAUCAACAGAUUAUUUACGUAUCACUGUCAACCAAAGGAAAAUUCUAUGAAACCUCAAGCAGUUUACCAGCGCCUGGAAAGCAGUCAAAUUUUGAUAAAGAUUGCGUUCAUAGACUACCAAAUAUUCUUCAGCAUUGUGAUUUACCUGUAAAUGUGAAACUGAUAUCAGGUCCGUUACCUGACUGCAUGAGUCAAGAUAGUUCAGAUAUUCUCACAUUGCAAAGUGUAUCCUCUGAACCCAUGCUCGUCACAUGUUCUCUAACUGAAAAUCCUGAAGGCAGCGAACUGCAGUACCAGCUCACCAAGACAACAGCUAGUCCGGACGUCACAGUGUCAAGGUGUAUUGUAGGACCAGACACGGAACAUCGAUUAUAUAAAUCUGCUUCCGCUCAAAACGUUUUAGCAUUCUGCCAGAACAAUUUGGAUUCAUGGUUCCGCAGAAUAGAGGUAGUUGAUGCCCCACCAGUCCCCGAAAAUGACAAAUACGAAAAUAUUUUGAACAAAAUCGAUGGGUUAAAACUCCUAAAAUCCGCGAGUUUUGCCAAAUUUUUACGCGGCGAUAACAAGCAUUCCCCGUCACACGAAAAGGAAGAUUCUAUCAUAUUUUUAAGUAAACACGAUUUAGAAUCGAUGGAAAGUGAUAACAUGAAGAAGAAGCAUUCGUCAGAUUAUAGUUUGGAUAAAAUGUCUUCAGAAAUUUCUAGCAAAAUGAAAGUUUUUGAACCUUCAAAAAGAACUAAAUGGUUCAAACAUUUCAGAAUAUUAAACACCAGCGAGCAAAAAGAUUACAGGCAAGAAAUUACUGAAAAAUAUAGAGAAUUUGUUGAUCCUUUUGAUCCUAAUGACAAAAGUAAAUCAAUAGAAAGAUAUCAAGAUAUGGCGAAAUUGAUUGAGGAACGCUUUGGCAAAAAGUUCAGCACCCAAGAUAAAACUCCGCCCGUUAAAAACGACUCACUAAAGAAAGUUUUAACAAAAAGUAUUUCAGUACAGACAAGUUGUCCUGAUAAUUCCUUAGAUUGUGCUGAGAACGAUGAGAAUAAGUCAAUUCAGCCAGAUGUAAUUCCUUUAGAAGACUUGAAUAAAAUAGAAAAAUAUGACGAAAUUUCUGAUAGAACUAAUUCUGGACCAAAAACUUCAUUUUUCACUGAAAAGUUAUGUGCAGAAUUCCACGUAAAAACGAAACAACUAAGUAAGUCGACUUCGAGUCUCAAUACUAUAUUGCACUUCAGUGUACCACAAAAAAUGAGUGUAAUAGAAUUAAGAAAAGAAUCUCAAUCAAAUGAAUCUAUCACUAAAGCAACAGUGCAUUUUCCAGAACACAAAACAAACGAGGAAGAAAUCAGUAAUAUUCAAAACAGAAAAUUGCCUGAAAUCGAUGACUUGCCUUACAGUACAGUGCGUGAUCGAUUGGAUAAUAAAAACCAAAACCAAAAAAUCUUUGAAGAAGAAAUCUGUCCAGAAGAUAAUGAGAAUAUUUACGCCGAAAUUUGCGGGGACACCAUAAACUUUGAGAACGGUCUGUUUGUUAACAAUAAUGAAAUUGACGCUAUUAUUCUUGAUACGUCUAUUGACGCAGAUCCGAUAAAUCUGAAUUCGGGUACUACUUCUUCUUCAAGUAGUGCAGGCAAAAAAAUUGUAUCAGAGAGUAGCAUCAAGAUUAAAGUCGGAUGCGAUGAAGGUUUUGUCGAUACCGAAAAUAUAACAGUCAUCGAAAGUGAUAAUUGUUAUAUGAAUGUUGUAGAAUCGAUUGAAGACACAGAAGCGUUUUACAACACAUUGAAAUAA